AUGGAGAACACAAACCCGUUUGAAUUUAAAAAGGUGGACAAGCUAAACCUGGACAAGUACAAUGUUCCCCCGUAUUUCGAAGAAGUCCUUUCCGAGUUCAUCGCAAAAUUAGUGAAGACACAUCCAGACAAUGCGUACCUCUUUGCGCUCAAUUAUUUUGAUGAUAAAUUGAAGGAGCAUAAUUGA
Messenger RNA from Plasmodium fragile, 186 nucleotides. RefSeq lists its product as uncharacterized. Lineage: Eukaryota; Apicomplexa; Aconoidasida; Haemosporida; Plasmodiidae. The record is from RefSeq and is a predicted model, not a curated record. The transcript has a single exon. Bases 1 to 186 code for a protein of 61 amino acids.